Messenger RNA from Rotaria sp. Silwood1, 564 nucleotides. Lineage: Eukaryota; Metazoa; Rotifera; Eurotatoria; Philodinida; Philodinidae. The record is from the annotation of a GenBank genome assembly.
AUGACCUUCGGACGACUGAAAUCUGCUUCAAUUUUAUCUUUAGUUGGUACUAGUCUUGGUCUUGUCACGAUUAUUUUAGGUAUUGUGGCUCUCUCGACUCCGACUUGGAUCGUAAUAAAAGCUGUUCCUCCAGUAUUAAAAUCUACUUAUAGUCUCUUCACAAGAUGCAAUGAAACAUUUAUUCCUCAAUUAGAGAGUUUUUCGGGAUGUUCAACAUUGGAAAAUUUUCAAGCUGCUCAAGUUUUAACUAUAGCCGGUGUAGUUUUGGCUGGACUCGGUAUUCUUGCUUCAAUCUUUCUUGGUGUUUUGAUCGAUAAUCGUUGGAUUCAUAUGCUCCCACAACUUUUCUUAAUAACUGGACCUACUCUCAUACUGGUCGGCGGUUUACUGUAUGUUAAAAAUGUACUCGGCAAUUUCAGUGAAGGAAAAAGCAUCUUGGAAUUAGGUUAUAGUUUUGUUUUAAUCUUGGUAACGUGUAUUGUUGGAUAUAUUUCAGCUGUCUAUUUUGGAUUUAUUAUCGGUUUUGUUCAUGGUCAUCAUCAUAGAAAUCAGAUUUCCAGCUAG